This is a messenger RNA of Trichosurus vulpecula (common brushtail), 820 nucleotides long. RefSeq names its product nicotinamide N-methyltransferase-like. Gene Ontology annotation, cellular component: cytosol. Gene Ontology annotation, molecular function: N-methyltransferase activity. Bases 1 to 804 code for a protein of 267 amino acids. The transcript is spliced from 3 exons. Lineage: Eukaryota; Metazoa; Chordata; Mammalia; Diprotodontia; Phalangeridae. The record is from RefSeq and is a predicted model, not a curated record.
AUGAUGGACUCCAACUUCACUGCAAAAGAUGUCUACCUGAGCCACUUCAAUCCUCAGACUUACCUGGAAAAGUAUUACACCUUUGGACCCAGCCCCUCUGCAGAAAAUCAAAUUCUUAUGCAUAUCCUCAGGAGACUUUUCAUGACAUUCUCUUCUGGCAGGGUGAAAGGAGACCUCCUGAUUGACAUUGGCACUGGCCCCACCAUCUACCAGCUCCUCUCUGCCUGUGAGGCCUUUAAAGAAAUUGUGGUCACUGAUUAUACUGACCAGAACCUCAAGGAGCUCAACAGGUGGCUAAAGAAGGAACUAGAGGCAUUUGACUGGUCUCCUGUGGUAAAAUAUGUAUGUGAACUGGAAGGGGACAGAGAGAAGUGGGCUGAGAAGGAGGAGAGAUUGAGACAGAAGGUCAAGAGGGUCCUGAAGUGUGAUGUGACCCAAAGCCAGCCUUUGGGUCCUGUCUCUCUGCCCCAGGCUGAUUGCCUGCUCACAGCACUGUGCCUGGAUGCCGCCUGCAAAGACCUCCCCACCUACCAGCAGGCCCUGAAGAACCUCAGCAGCCUACUGAAACCCGGAGGAUUCUUGGUGUUUAUUGAUGCCCUCAAGAGCAGCUACUACAUGAUUGGUGACCAGAGGUUCUCCAGUCUCUCCCUCACCCAGGAGGCUGUGGAGGAUGCAGUGGUGAAGGCUGGUUACAUAAUUCAGGAGUUUGAAAUCAUUCCCCAGAGUUACUCCAGGAACAGAGCAGAGAAUGAAGGGCUUUUCUACCUCGUGGGGCAGAAACUCAAUAAUUCUGUAGAAUUAUGAAGUUAAUCAUGCAUCA